CGCUGAUUGGCUGAAGUCUGCCGGUUUGAAAGCGUGUUGGUGCCUUUUCUACAUCCUGUCCCUUUUGUAGAAAUAAAAGAAAUUAAUUCCGCUUGUACUUCGAACGAUGAGGUUAUUCCGGGAUUUCCGAGAUCACAUCUUUAUGAAGCUCUUUCUGCUGCUUUACAUCUUGUUGCAAUGCGAGGGUCGUGAGUCGGAGUUCAGUUACGUUACCUGCGGGUCCCUGGUAAAAUUACUUAACACAAGACACAACGUGAGAUUGCAUUCCCACGAUGUCAAAUACGGUUCAGGUAGCGGUCAGCAGUCGGUGACUGGAGUUGAAAACUCGGACGACGCCAACAGCUACUGGCGCAUCCGGGGCAAGCCCAACGCCCCCUGCCAGCGAGGGGCGCCCGUCAAGUGUGGCCAGCCCAUCCGCCUCACUCACAUGAACACGGGCCGCAACCUCCACACGCAUCACUUCGUCUCGCCGCUGUCCGCAAACCAGGAGGUGAGCGCCUUCGGGGAGAACGGGGAAGGGGACGACCUGGACGUGUGGGCGGUGCAGUGCAGCGGGGCGCACUGGGAGCGGGACGACGCGGUGCGCUUCAAGCACGUGGGCACCGACGUCUUCCUGAGCGUCACCGGCGAGCAGUACGGGCACCCCAUCAAGGGGCAGAGGGAGGUCCACGGCAUGGCCGGCACCAGCCACCACGCCUACUGGAAGACCAUGGAGGGCGUCUUCAUCAAGCCCAGCUCCGAGCCCCCGCGGCACGACGAGCUCUGACCCCUGCCUGGGCAGGGAAGUCCCUUGGGCUUGGGUUUUUUUACUUUGGUUUUGUUUUUUCUAAUGCAAUCAGAAUGUUUCCCAAACCCCCCCCUUCCCUUGUUCUCUGGUUCAGGUGUAGCUGUGAGCAACGCAAACCCCAACCCCAGGCCAGUUUUGCAGAAAACCCCAUUGCCUCCCCCGUGUGCACAUUGCACUUCUCUCAAAAUUCUGUCGACGACUUAGGGCGUUAGGACUCUGAAAUGUAUCUCUGCCUCAUUUCUACUGGGUCGUGUGCGAUCAUGGAUGUACGAAAGGCCAGUUUUUCCCAAUGCUCUUACCCCCUAAGCAGAAUUCCAAGGAGACUCCCUUUGCUUCCCACCUCGACUUGACAAUACAGGAUUCCUCUUCCUUUGGAACCUGUUAUUGUCACCCUUUGUCACCGCUGGGGAUGAAUAGCUGAAAAACCCAAAAUACUGUAAUAAACUUUCGAUUUUGUACUGUUUUGUUUCCUAUGUAAAUACUGUUUUCUUUCCUCUUUUGUGUGCGUCAGAAACCAGACUGACCAUCUUCAGCUGCUGAGUUUGUAUACGAGUAGGUGUGCUUAUUUAUUGGACGGCUGAGCCCUAGAUCACCUACACCGAUCCACCUGGCGUAAAUGAGACACCCCGUAUUUGGGUGUAUCAGUCUCCACUGGGAAGAAGGACAAAGUGGCCGAUUAGAAUCCUACAUCUAGGGCUAAGGGUGUGCAGUCUUGAGCUGGCCAGUGUGAAUGGAUGUCUGUUGAAUCAGAGCUGAAUUUUGUUCUUCACUGCAGUUGGUGGUGGUUAGUGCCUACAGGGGGAACCAGCUACUGGCAACUUAAGAAAACAUGGUUGUUGCUGCUCUGUAACUUGACUAUGUUUCAGCCGUCUCAAGGAAGACUAACCCUUGACUGUCGAGCUGCUGUUUCCUUGCCUUUCACCCCCUUGCACGAGAGAGGUUGUAGUGAAGCUGUCAGAGCCUUCCACGUGAGCAUUGGAUUAAAGAUCUCGGCUGAAAACC
Molecule: messenger RNA, 1789 nt
Organism: Lepisosteus oculatus (spotted gar)
Lineage: Eukaryota; Metazoa; Chordata; Actinopteri; Semionotiformes; Lepisosteidae
Gene: sdf2l1
Product: stromal cell-derived factor 2-like 1
Source: RefSeq, a predicted model, not a curated record